CUUGUCGUUUAUUCGACAAAAGGUCUUAGUCUUCCGAAACGGCGGCUCGGAACGUCGAAAGCAUCGACCACUUUGGCCGUUUCUAGGGUUUCCGCGAGGAAGCCAAAUUGGACAAAUUAAAGGCACGACGAGCACGGCCGUCGGUGGAGACAGUUUCUUAGGAUGGAUCGCGACGACAGCGCGAACGAGGGCGACAGCUCGGUGGACACCGUCAUUGCCCGGUCGUCACUCGAGGAAGAGGAUCCGAAGGAGGACCCGGAACGAGCGUCGACGGAGUGCGUCGCCGUCACGGCGGAGAGUAACUCGAGUCUGGAUACAGUGGCGAGCAAGGAUGAGAAGAAACGUGGCCGCUUUGGCGCCCUGAAAAAGAGCUUCCGGAAGGAUGGGGGCCUUUUUAAAAUCAAGAAAAAAUCACCAGGAGAUCGCACAUUCGCUCGAGGCUCCGACGCCUCGCUCCCAGAGCUCGCACUGAUGCGAGACGAAGACAGUCCCAAAGGGGGUACGCGAAAGAAAGUGGAAAAGUUGAAGAAAGAGAAGAAGUCAAAUUCACUCGUCCGUAAGCUCAGUUUGAACAAGUUCAAAUUAUCGGGAUCGGAACAGGAAACGAGACGCACACCGGAAGGUGGGGACAGAAGUCGUUCGCAAAGCCAAUCGUCCCAGGAGUCUCAGAGCCAAUCGGACAGCCCUUGUAAGCUGGGCGUCACCCUGCGGAAGGGGGCCAGAGACUUGGAAAAGGGAAAUAUUGAAAAGGAAAGGCUUGUUGUUGCCGAGGGACACCUGCGAGAGGAGGGAGAGCAGAGAUCGAACAAGCCGACGCGAUCGACGAGGCUCGAUAGCCUCGAGAAACCUGUAAGCACCGUCACGGUAGUGCAGCGCAGGUCACCGUCUCUGACCAUUAGAAGCAUACCGAGUCGAGAAGUAUUGACGAAAAUUUAUGCCGAAACGCAGAGUGCUGAAAAAGUGACACAAACGAGCGACUCUCCCGAGAAAACCAAUUGCGUGGUUUCAACACUUCCCUACGCGAUAUCGAAAUGGUCUGAUGGUCCAGAGUACGGGAAUCCCGAGAUCCGGAGACCGAAGCUAUCCUUCAAAUCAGACUCAGAAUCGGCGAUACAUCCCGCGAAAACACCGCCGCUUGAACUUCGCCGCAAGUUAUCACUCCUUGAUGAGAAGCGGGCAAUCUUUCGACGUCGAAGGAUCGACACUUCCGAAGAAUCCUCCACGAGCACAGUGAUUCCAGCGAGAAGUCACGUCGAACCAAAGGCUCAGACUUGCACUGGGAAUAUCCGGGGCCCAGCGCGGCACAUAAGCGUGCAAAAGUUCGACACCUUUUCAACCUUCGAGGGAACAUUUGACGAGGAAACGGGCCUAGGAUACCUCCAAGGAAUCGAAGAGGAUCGAGCGGAGCACUUUGAUCAUCAAGUCACGGGACGUGCGAGUCUCAGGACGAUGAGCAACGCACCGACGAUUGCAGACAUAAUGGAUAAAUCUCGAUCGACUAGUCAAGAUAGCGCGACAUCUCAGAACAGUGGCCCGACUGCGGGUGUAGGCGAAAAGCGGGAACACCUGUACAAAAUACUCGUGAUAGGUGAACUGGGGGCAGGCAAGACGUCCAUUAUCAAAAGAUACGUUCAUCAAUUCUUUUCUCAGCACUACAGAGCCACCAUAGGGGUGGACUUUGCCCUAAAGGUUCUCAACUGGGACCAGCAUACAAUAAUAAGGCUACAGCUAUGGGACAUCGCAGGUCAGGAGAGAUUUGGAAAUAUGACGAGGGUCUACUACAAAGAGGCAGUCGGUGCUUUCAUAGUUUUCGACGUAACGAGAAGCGCCACCCUCGACGCGGUGGUCAAGUGGAAACAGGACCUGGAUUCAAAGGUCCAGCUCCCAGAUGGUUCAGCCAUUCCAUGUGUCCUUCUGGCCAAUAAAUGUGACCAGCAAAAGGAAGGCUUGGUCAACUCUCCAAAUAAAAUGGACGAGUAUUGUAAAGAUAAAAACUUUUCUGGCUGGUUUGAAACCUCGGCGAAGGAAAAUAUUAACAUUGAAGAGGCGGCGAGGUUUCUCGUCAACAAGAUUCUCCAGAACGAUCAAAUCAUAAAGGGAAACGGUGCGCAAGAGCAAUCAGACGGCGAAAGAUUCGCUCUGAACCAAUCACCAACCAACACAAAGAAGUCCUGCUCCUGCUGACAUCAUUUUUCAAGUCUAAGGCAACACGCCGCCAGGACAGUCCUGCACUUACUUUGACCAAUUGAAAGAAAUUAAAAACGUCCGCUGUUUUAUGACAAGGUUCACACUGCGGGCUUCAAGCCACUCGAAGACUCAGGUCUCAGGGCUUCCCGAACCAAAACUCUAACGCAAAGUCGUUCAUGCAUCCAUCCAUUCGUAGAUCCGUUUCAAGAGGUGUCCUGACGCAUUUAUUCCUCCCACAUCCGCACCUCCUAAUACACGGACUCGCAAAGUAUUGAUAACUUGGCGUAAACAUUCCUUUCAGUGCGUACAUUUCUUACUUUCCACCACGUAAAUAUCGUUUUUAUUGCACACAUAUUCACAUCACGAUCAUCCAAGUAAUUUAUUAAAUUACUUAAUUAUUAUUGAAUAAGCGUUGAAAAUUAAAAAUAAUGAAUGAAAUAAAAGUUUUGAAAUGCCUUAAUGUUCGCUAAAAAUUUUAAUCACAUAUUGUAUUUUAUGUAUAGCUAUUCGAUAAUUCUCUUUGAGUAAGUUCCUUUCUCGCGUAAGUUACCCGUAAGUACAUCCCUAACACUUUUAUCGAAUAACGUAUAAUCAUGGGUAUCGAUAAGCUAUACUGAAGAAAAGUGCCAUUUUAUUUAAAUACAAUCCAAACACUGUUAUACGUAACACGUAUACGUAAGACGUUGAGAACACAUGCAAGGUUGCAUAAGUAGGUACGUAUUACACGUCAAUGAAUCGCCUCUAAUGACUUUCAACCCCUGUUUGGCAUUAAAUACGUUCUUCCGAAAAAAAGGAAUACCAACCACACGUUCGUGUAAAUGAUCUGUGUAAAAAAUAAUUCACCGUCAUUACACGAUUCUUCGCAGAAAAAGAAGAAGCAAAACCUUGAAGUCAGAUAAAUUUUUAAAGAUUCUAUCCAUUUUAGCCCAGAUCAAUCCGAACGAAAUUUAUUAAAAUUAUACUUCACCGAUUUUUAAAUUCGAAGCUAUUCCAUAGUCUGUAAGAGAGCCUAUAUGUAUAGGCUUAUAUUCGUAGCGAAAUCCUAUCUCGAAAUGUGCGUGUAAAACUGAAUCCAGAAUCUUGAUUGACUGACUAUGUCCAUUCAAUUAAUAGGUGAAAUAAAAAGUUAUGUUUAUCUAGUUCCAAAACGUUCGCUUCGAGAUAAGUUGCGUUCUGAAUAUGAGCCAAAUUCGAUGUACAAUAAUAAUUGUAUAUGCCUUCCAAUAUUAAAGUGCCAAAAAAUUCUUUGCUCGUUGAAAGUAAACUAUUGUAUUAAUAAUUGUACAUAGAAAUACAAAUGCAUGUAUAUAUAAUAAAGUAUACAGAAUCCGGUUGGAAAAAUAAUCAUGAAACUAAAUAUAGCAACGAUGAUAAAAUCAGGUGUUAUAGAAGAAGAAAAUUCAUCAUUCAUAUAGACUUUGGCAAGUUUGCACUUUUAUACAUAACCAAAUGUAUGAUUAAUACAUAGCUUCAAGAAUAUCCAGACUAACAAUAAGACACAAAUGUUUCAACAGUAUCUGUAACUCGACUGUAACGGUUUACUUGUACUCCAUUCCGCAUCUACUUUCUUAUGUAUGUUUUUGACCGAGAUAUUAUUAAAUUAUAUUCAUUUGUUA
Diprion similis is the source of this 3803-nucleotide messenger RNA. RefSeq names its product ras-related protein Rab-32 (gene Rab32). Gene Ontology annotation, molecular function: GTP binding; GTPase activity. Lineage: Eukaryota; Metazoa; Arthropoda; Insecta; Hymenoptera; Diprionidae. The transcript has 6 exons. Gene Ontology annotation, cellular component: phagocytic vesicle; trans-Golgi network; Golgi apparatus. Gene Ontology annotation, biological process: endosome to lysosome transport; phagosome-lysosome fusion. The record is from RefSeq and is a predicted model, not a curated record. The coding region runs from base 163 to 2184 and encodes 673 amino acids.